GAAUCCUGAGGGCUCGGGGGUCCCGAUCUCCCCACAAUCCUGAGGGCUCGGGGGUCCCGAUCUCCCCACAAUCCUGAGGGCUCGGGGGUCCCGAUCUUCCCACAAUCCUGAGGGCUCGGGCUGGAAUAGGGGUACUGAGCUCCCCUCUCUCAGAAAUGCUCUGAGGGUGCUGAGCUCCCUCUCCCAGCCCUCAGAUGUUGGGCCGUGCUGGAGGUCCCGAAACUCCCCCCCCAGAUUCCAUCUCCUUCCCCCUCCUCCUUGCCCCAAAACACCCCCGAUAUUGCCACAUUUUUCCCAGUAUGGCAAACAGUGCCAAUAUUUAACUGUCGUAAAGGUGAACUGGCAGUUUUGCCCACUGAGCACCUCACUGGGAAUCUCUCGUUGUCCGUAUUUUUCAAAAAACCCAGAGAGUUCUAUCCCAUUAUUGAAUUUUGGCCAAAGAAUUCGGCGUGUUCUGAAGGGCACAAAGAAUGGCGGGAAACCGAAUUAGCCAGAAUAUUUUAGGGAGGGGAAAAAAAGCACUAUGAGAUCUCUCACAAAAACAUGAGUCCUGUGUUGGGAUGGGAAAUGAGAAAUCUUUAAAAAUUGCAGGGACUAAUGGAUAGAAAAGACCCUUCCUCUAGGGCUUUUGUGGCAAAAGGGGCUGGCGUGUGUUGUUUGGGGCUUUCCUGUGAUUUUAGCACUGAUUUUUUAGUCUGUGCUAAUUUUUGGGAGGAAUUUCCAUUUUGGGUUGGGCUUAAGAUGUCUUAGAUCUGCCCUCCUUCAUUCAGUAGAGAUUAACAUGUCAUGUAAUGCACUUUAUCCAAAAUAAAACUGGGCAAAAGCUCAGCAUUCCCUUAUCAGAACUCCUGAGUUCAGGUUUUUCUAGGAAAACCCUUGGAAGUACAGAAGUACAGAAGCUUUCCCCCCAGUUCAGUGGUGGUUUGGGGCUGGUCUUCCACUUCUCCUGUGCCUGUGAUUUAAAACAAACACAUAUCCUGAACUUUCUCUAGAGGACAAAAAAAACCCAAACACCCACAAUUAUUUUAAAUGCAGCUAAAUUGCCGAAUUGUGUUUGUUCUAAGCUUUAUCUUUUUUCCUUUUCUUUUUUCAAUUUUAGGAUUCCCCAGCAUGUCUUCACUAACAGAGAAGGACAGACCAAUUGUUCAGCUCUUACUCAGCGCUGGCACCUGCCCACGAUGCGUUUUGAGGUUCUGCUGUGUGGGAUCACAGACCCUUUACAGGCAUCCAGACAAGGAUUUGAUGAAGGAUUUGCAAGACUUCCUGAAGAAGACUGGAGGAGAAGAAGGCACAGCUGGUUUGGACGUGGUUGACCCCCCUUGCAAGAGGAUCAGACUCGAAGGCACCGCCGAAAGUCCGGAGGAUCCGAACCAGAACGGAGCCCUCGCGCAGAUUCCCGCGGUGACCGGCGGGAACGCUGCGGUGGAGAGCUCUGCUGGGAGGGUUUGCAACGUGUGCUUGGGAAUUCUUCAGGAGUUCUGCGAGCCUGACUUCGUUAAAAAGGUGUGCCAAAAAGUGAAUUCUGCUGACUACCAGUUCACUAGUUUUGUGUUUUCUGUGUCACUCCCCCCCCAGCUCUCUGUUAGGGAGAGAGCUGCUUGGCUGGGGGUGAAGCAGGAGAUGAGGAAUCUGGGCCUGUCCUUGGCAAAGGAUGACGUUGUUCAGCUGAAGGAAGCUUAUAAGUGGAUUAUCCACCCCCAGUUGGCAGAAGAGUUGGGUGUUCCUGCUGAUGGAAAGAGUCUGUUUGAAGUCAGCGUGGUCUUUGCUCACCCAGAAACCGACGAGGAGUGCCGUUUCCUAGCCACAGCCUGUCCAGACUGUUUCAAACCAGCAAAGAACAAGCAGUCUGUUUUCACCAGAAUGGCAGUUAUGAAAGCCCUAGAGAAGAUAAAAGAAGAGGAUUUUCUCAAGCAUUUUCCAUGUCCCCCAAGUUCACCAAAGAACCUGUGUGAUGCUCUGGACAUUCAGUGCAACAAUGGGGCAGUUUUUGUGGCUGGAAGGUACAACAAAUAUUCCAGGAAUUUACCUCAGACCCCCUGGAUUAUUGAUGGGGAGAGGAAGCUGGAAUCCUCAGUGGAAGAACUGAUUUCGGAGCAUCUCAUGGCUGAAUUCAAAGCAGACAGCUUUAAUUUUUCUUCCUCUGGAAGAGAAGAUGUGGAUGUGAGGACGCUAGGAAAUGGAAGGCCCUUUGCAAUCGAGCUGGUGAAUCCUCGUCGGAUCCGCUUCACCGCCGAGGAAAUGAAGAGGCUUCAGCAGGCAAUUAAUAACUCUUCAGACAAAAUCCAGGUUCGAGAUUUACAGCUUGUCACCAGAGAGGCAAUUGGUCGUAUGAAGGAAGGUGAAGAGGAGAAGACAAAGACCUACAGUGCCUUAAUAUGGACAGACAGAGCAAUCCAGAGGGAAGAUAUCGCGCUCCUGGACGAUAUCAAGGAGUUAAAACUGGACCAGAAGACGCCGCUCCGUGUUCUCCACCGGCGGCCUCUGGCCGUGCGCUGCCGGGUCAUCCACACCAUGAGCUCCGAGUACAUCGACGAGCACCAUUUCCGCCUGCACCUCAAGACUCAGGCAGGGACCUACAUUAAAGAAUUUGUGCACGGGGACUUUGGAAGGACAAAGCCCAAUAUUGGGUCCCUCCUGAACAGAACUGCUGACAUUCUGGAGCUGGAUGUGGAGUCUGUUGACGUCGACUGGCCCCCCACUCUGGAUAACUGAGUUCCCAAGCUGGGAUGAGGAAGCAGCAGCUCGUGACCAAACACUGUGCAGUGUUGCAGCCCGGGUGCAAAGGGUUUCCAUGGAACACUUGGAUCAUGUUGAUCUGCCAAAGGAUACCCUGACUUUCAGUCUACUUUAAACACUCUGGACCAGGUAGUGUUGGUUCAGUCUCUGGCCUUACUUUAAUUUCUUCUGUGCAUAAAAGGAUUUUGGGAAGCCAGGGUGUUCCUGAUAAAUUAUAGUUUGAGGUAACCCUCCCUCAAGCCAGAUUUCUUUUUAAACUCUUUUUAUAUUGGAUGCUACAGCUUUCCUUGUCUGGGGGCAGGCAGCACUGAGUUACCUGAAAUCCCAACUCUUUCUGAGCACUCUUCCUGCAGGAAAUCCCAAAAGCCAGGGGAUAGUGUUGGAGCAAGUCUCCCUGCUGGCUGCUUUUUGGUCAGGGUUAGUUUUAGGGAUGGGCAAAUUUGUCUCACAAAGAGCAAAACCGUUUUUCAGAGGAAACCUUUGCACUUGAAACCAAGUUUUUCUCACUUAAAAACAUCGGCGACGCUUCCUAGAAACAACAGUUGGGGCCUCCUGAGCUCUCCAGCCUGGCCACAGUCCUCUCCAGGAGCAGGAAUUCCCCAGUGAGUCACCACAUAUAAAAAGAUUGGGAACUCCUGGCAGUGGUGCACGACGGGGAUCUGAAGAAAAACAGGAAUACCAAGAAUCAAAAAAGUGCAGGCAGACACAAAACCUACCUGGGGAUGUCGGAAUCCAGAGACGGGGAUAAAAAAAGCUUUGAUUUAGCAGCAUAAUACAAUUUUUCUACCACCUCACCUUGGAUGGAUGCCUGGAAGACUUAAAUUUGCCUGGGACAGGGAAGAUCUAAGGUUUUUAAUUUGCUUCUUUUAAAUGUUUCCUACUAAGCACCGCCUACAUCUUUAGGAAGAGUCACUUCUAUACCUGCAUCAUGUUAAUCCAUUAGGGGAGAUGCUUCCCUGAGGUGCAGAAGAGAGUUAAACCAUCAGCAGGAAAUUAAGGUUUGAAAUUUAAGGGCUCUUCGUUAAUUAACAUUUUGGAAAUAAAAGAGCAUAAUAUUUGCCAAGACCAACCACUGUUUGGGGACGGGGAGGAUGACUGGGAUGCCUUCCCUUAGUUCAGUGGUGCCAGGACCUCAGCCCAGAACAGCUGCAUCAGAACAUGAGCCAGAGGCUCUAAAACUAUUAAUAAAUCCAUUUUUAAGGAGCUCCUAAAAAAAAAAAAAAAUCAUCUUGAAAAAUGAUGCACUGCCUGUGCUGGGCUGUCAAACCUUGUCUCUGUUGCUGUGCUUUCCUAGCCCUCUGCAAUGCAAGUAAUUCAAAAGCUCCUGGUUUUUUCUAACACAAAAAUAAUAGGGACAUGAUUCAGACAGCAAUAUUGGUUUUGGUUUUAAUCUUAGAGCCAAUAUGAGCAACAGAUUCCAGGAGCAGUUCUCAGAUAAUAAUCUGUAGCCAGACAGGAAGUGUCAUGAAGGAUGGAAAACUAAAGAAACUGAAUUCAGAAAACAAACCAAAAGAGAAUUUCAGUCUCACAACUGUGAUUUCUUGAAACUCAGAGUGAGCUAAAAUAUGAUUUAUAAAUUCCAUAAGCUACAGGGAACAAAAAAACGUAAACAAGACUGUGCAUUUUGGCACAACAGGCCUGAGAAGAGCUGUUCCAAGGGAGGAAAUGGAGCCAAAGGGGGGAAGGAGAAAGGGCUGCUCCUGCUGUAGGUCAAGGACACCCAAGGCACUUCCCUCUGCAGCUCCUGCUGCACGUGGGGGUCACGUCCCGAAUCCCAGUGCAGAUGAACCAGGCUGUAAACACUGCCCUCAGCGUGCUGAGGACACAGAGAGGCCCUCCAAAAAUUCCCAAUCCUGAUAAAUGUGAAGCAUCCAAAUGACAGUGCAAACCUCUGCAGCUCUUUGGGGUCAGGGAUCCCUGUGCAGGGACCACGUGCAAACAGGAGACCCCCAGAUGAGACCUGGGGGUUUGGACUCUGCUCCAAGGCCAGCUGGUGAUGACCCUUGGAACUGUCACAGGGGGAUAUUGCAGCAAUAAUGCAUCCAGGGGGGGCUUUGGCCUUCCCCUUAUUUUUACCAGUGAAACACCACCUUGAGAGCGCUCAGACUGAUGCUCUGCGAGGGCAAGAUUUAAUCCUGCAUUUCUCCAAGGGGCCACCUCUAAUCCCCCUUCCACUUGGGUUUUGCCCGGAGAAAGCUGAACCAGCAGCACAGAUGUGCCCAAAGCAUCUGUCCCCUCAUCCCCUCUGCCCAAAAACUCAACGGCUCUGCCACAAAACCUUCCCAUUGCUUGAGGUUCUGCAGUGGCCACCAGUAACUGGGAGCAGAAAUACCCCAAAAAAAGCCCCAGAACAAGCAAAUGAUAACCUACCUUGUCCCUUUUCCCUGCCUUGCCCGUGGUGAGGGAUGUCACAAAGCUGAGGAGGUUGCAGAAGCUGAGCACUUGGUAUAACCAGUUUUUUUUAAUUACCAAACCAACUCGUUUACAAAGGAAAACAGAACUUUGAAAAUAUUUAAUUAUACAGUAAAAACAAAUUGUACUAUAAAGAGCUUUCUAUGAAGUGAGUAAAAUGUUUACAUUUAAUAUACUUAAAACUGAGAACUUCAAAAAAAAAAAAGAA
This is a messenger RNA of Myiozetetes cayanensis, 5356 nucleotides long. It is a transcript of the gene PUS10, whose product is annotated as pseudouridine synthase 10. Gene Ontology annotation, molecular function: pseudouridine synthase activity; RNA binding. The transcript has 17 exons. Gene Ontology annotation, biological process: tRNA pseudouridine synthesis. The record is from RefSeq and is a predicted model, not a curated record. NCBI's taxonomy places the organism in Eukaryota, Metazoa, Chordata, Aves, Passeriformes, Tyrannidae. The coding region runs from base 1030 to 2712 and encodes 560 amino acids.